CAUGCUCUUUAACCAUACGGAAACGGAGUAACGCUUUGAGGUAUGGAAUAAUAUAGGAGAGAGGAGAAAUAUUCUUCUUCUACAGGCCCAAAGUUGGAAAGCAACAGGUCCAUGGCCCCGACGACGUGCAGCGCUUGUACAUUAUUCUGCGUCCGGAGUCAGGGGAGAGGGGCGGUGGAGGAGAAACAACUCCCUAAUGCAAGUAUCAUCCGCACCCAGGAAGUGAACAUUGAAAAGCAACCCCUGUUGCGGUUCAUGAUCAUGGGUCGAAAAAGCCUGCCAAACCCAGCCCGAAAGCGUCGACCAUACCGGGGAUUCGUAGAUAUGGUGACAACCAAUGUCCAAGACGUCAAGGCUGCCCUGCAAGGGGAGUUUGGGCAUACGCGGUUUCACCCAGCAGACCCGCCGGACUACUUGAAUUUUGAAGGGUGCGAGUUCUUGCUCAUAUCCGCGUCGGAUGAUAUAGAACAGGCAUCACUGCGCCUGAUGAAUGUGAUUUGGUUAAGACUUUUUGUGAGACGGCCUCAACCCAGCCUCUUUUCAAGGGCACUUGGGUCUAGUAUAGUAGAAUAGA
Molecule: messenger RNA, 574 nt
Organism: Cucurbita maxima (winter squash)
Lineage: Eukaryota; Viridiplantae; Streptophyta; Magnoliopsida; Cucurbitales; Cucurbitaceae
Exons: 2
Coding region: 112-573 (153 amino acids)
Source: RefSeq, a predicted model, not a curated record